Molecule: messenger RNA, 475 nt
Organism: Canariomyces notabilis
Lineage: Eukaryota; Fungi; Ascomycota; Sordariomycetes; Sordariales; Chaetomiaceae
Exons: 1
Coding region: 81-338 (85 amino acids)
Source: RefSeq, a predicted model, not a curated record
UGAGGUGGUGCUAUACGAGGGAAAGAUGGCCUGAUUUGGCGUUUCCCUUUUCUUAGUCCGGUUCGCCCUCUUUGGGGGGCAUGUGUUUUAUUAGUCCUCUUCUGGGUCUGGCCAGGUCUGGAUCUCAGCUGGGAAAGCUACAGGGAAAAGCAGCCGGAAUAUGCCCGAGUUGCUUGGCCGGUAUCGAUUUUCACACUACGGUGGCUAUGGAGGUGGGGAGGGGUUCAAGGAGAUGUACUGGUAACACGGCUCACGCCGGAGCGGCUGGCGUACUCAUUUCAAUCUGUUCUCUCAGGCAGGUAUUAUGUACUGUACAGUUACUGUUUGUCUUGCGGUAAUCUAGCCCAGGCAAAAUUGAGAGUUAUCACCGAGAACGCAACAAAAACAAACAUGAAGCCUGAAAAGCUCGAUUCCGGCAACCCGAUUUGCAACCUUUCUAGCAAUGCAUUAAAUUGACCCUUAAACUACCCCCAUA